Hibiscus syriacus is the source of this 1460-nucleotide messenger RNA. RefSeq lists its product as uncharacterized. The record is from RefSeq and is a predicted model, not a curated record. The transcript has a single exon. Lineage: Eukaryota; Viridiplantae; Streptophyta; Magnoliopsida; Malvales; Malvaceae. The coding region runs from base 172 to 1281 and encodes 369 amino acids.
AUUUACCGCUAGCAAUUCUCUUUCUCCAUUAAAGAACACAAAAAGGCUCUCCCCUUUAAGUUCAAAAAGGCUGAUUACCAGAGAAAAUCAGAACAGAAAGGCUGAAACAAGUGUGUUUGGUUAGAGGGAAAGUGAAGGGGGAAAAAAGCGGGAAAGGUUUGUUUUUCAUCAAUGGGUUGUUCUGCUUCAAGACCCAACACUAAUAUCAUCACCAGAACCCAUAACUGCAACGAAGAUCCGCAUUAUUUUUCUUCUGUGGAUUCAUCCAUGGUUUCUUCACUUCAUUCUCCUUCUUCUUCUCCACCGCCGGCGGCGGCGGUGGUUGUUUCUCGAGCUCUCUCGCUCCCGACGCCGUUAGUCCACCACCCGCCACUGAGAAAAGGCGACAGCCACCACCUCGUUUCGUUGACUUCCACAACUUACGGCUCUCUUUCAUUCAUCGACAUCCAAAGGCCAGAAAUUAACACCGCCCAAGGCGACGACUCGCCGGUUCAUGUGGACCAAGUCGAGUCAUUGUCACCGGACUCAGUCAUCAACACGUGGGAACUCAUGGAUGGGCUCGACGAUUGCGGCGAUUUCGAUCUGGGUAAGCCUAAAUCUCUGUUUAAUACUCGUACAAAGGUGAUUCCAUCAUUAACAAAGCCAUUAUGGAAGCAUUUAUCUGAAGACUCAUUGCUUUCAAAGCUUCCUAAUGUGGUUUCAAGCUACAGAAGAGCUUUAUCUUCAAGGCAAUUAGUAAACGAAUCCAAAACCCCAAUCUCCAUGUGUUCUUCAAGCCCUUCAUGUACUUCUUCACUCUCUGAUAGCUGGGUCAAAGUGCCAACCACUGAGUCCAAAAUCGUGUUGUACUUCACUAGCUUAAGAGGAAUACGAAAAACAUACGAGGAUUGUUGUUGUGUUAAGACGAUAUUCAGAGGCUUUAGAGUCGCAGUCGAUGAGAGGGACAUUUCAAUGGAUUCCAUGUACAGAAACGAGUUGCAGUCACUGCUGGGAGGGAAAACCAUUUGCCUGCCUCAAGUGUUCAUCAGGGGGAAACACAUUGGUGGGGUUGAAGAGAUUAAACAGCUCAAUGAAAAUGGUGAAUUAUCAAGGCUUCUUGAAGGGUUUCCGGUUCGAGAUCCCGGGGUCGUUUGCGAAGGCUGCGGCGAUGCGAGGUUCGUGCCGUGCCCCAACUGCAAUGGAAGCAGGAAAGUGUUUGAAGAAGAUGUUGAUAGAUUGAGAAGGUGCCCUGAUUGCAAUGAAAAUGGGUUGAUAAGGUGCCCUGCUUGUUGCUCUUCAUAAACAUAGGCAAUGCUGGAUUUCGGGAUGCAUGAUUCUUUCCGCUUAAUCCGCGGAUGGAGGUAUAUGUUGCUCCGACUCAAUUAUAUUAUAUAUGUCCGAAAAUGUAUUCCGACAUAAGAGUCGGAGCAAUGAUUAUUUGUAGCUGUACAGUUUUGUUUGAUGUUAGUUCCUUAAUUUCU